AUGGCCAGACACAACACCACAUCCCCAGCCCCUUCGGCAGCGUCCCCCGGUGCGUCGCUGCGUCCCCCUCGGGGCCGGCAGCGGGCGCGGGGCGGCGGGGGAGCGGGGGUGCCGCGGCARAGCGCCAGCGAGCGGGAGAAGCUGCGGAUGCGGCGGCUGGCGCAGGCCCUGCUGCGGCUGCGGCACUACCUGCCGCCCGCGCUGGCGCCCGCCGGCCAGAGCCUCACCAAGAUCGAGACCCUGCGCCUCGCCACCCGCUACAUCGCCCACCUGUCCGCCCUGCUGGGGCUCGGCCGGGGGACAGCGGCCCCCCGACACUGUCCCCUGUGCCCCCGGGGCCUGGGCUGCUGCCAGGACGCGGAGCCCCAUGUGUCCCAGGGCUAG
Malurus melanocephalus (red-backed fairy wren) is the source of this 384-nucleotide messenger RNA. RefSeq names its product mesoderm posterior protein 1-like. The record is from RefSeq and is a predicted model, not a curated record. NCBI's taxonomy places the organism in Eukaryota, Metazoa, Chordata, Aves, Passeriformes, Maluridae. Gene Ontology annotation, molecular function: DNA-binding transcription factor activity, RNA polymerase II-specific; protein dimerization activity; RNA polymerase II cis-regulatory region sequence-specific DNA binding. Gene Ontology annotation, cellular component: nucleus. The transcript has 2 exons. Gene Ontology annotation, biological process: somite rostral/caudal axis specification; heart morphogenesis; mesoderm formation. Bases 1 to 384 code for a protein of 127 amino acids.